UUUUUAAAUUCAGGAAACGAUGGAGUUCGUGGCGAUGUUAAUUAUAAUGAAUUCGUUGUUCAGCAACCGAAUAAUCGAAAUCAACGUCGGAAUCUGAAUCAAAUUCAGAAUGAGAAUAUGCUUCCAGGCUUUCAAAAUAUAGGGCAAUUGCCAAAUAUGCCACAUAAUAAUGUUAACCAGGUUGGCGAAGCCCGUAAUAAUAAUGAUUUUCUGCGUGGUGGGCAGCAACAGAAUAAUCCAAAUAACGCCAACAGGCCUAUGUAUAAUGGACAGUAUGGGAAUCAGCGUGCUGGAAACUUCCCUAAUCAAAAUGGGUAG
Messenger RNA from Meloidogyne enterolobii, 318 nucleotides. The record is from the annotation of a GenBank genome assembly. NCBI's taxonomy places the organism in Eukaryota, Metazoa, Nematoda, Chromadorea, Rhabditida, Meloidogynidae.